Messenger RNA from Pseudo-nitzschia multistriata, 1709 nucleotides. NCBI's taxonomy places the organism in Eukaryota, Bacillariophyta, Bacillariophyceae, Bacillariales, Bacillariaceae. The record is from the annotation of a GenBank genome assembly.
AGCGAAACAGUAGCACGGAAUAUUUAUGUGACGUCCGCUCCCUGAUCACCAUGAAGAUCUUUUCGGCUUUCGGARUCCACUUGCAUGCAUCAACGGUAUGCUUGGCAUUUCAGUCAUCGAAUAUCUGGACGACGAAACAGAUUAAGAAGGUUGAACCAAGCACUGCUUUCGUCAACUUCGUUUCUUUUAGCAAUGGCGACUCUUGCGGUCUUGGAAAAUCUCAGAGAUUUCUCGCUUCUCUUCAGAUGAGCAACAAUGCUGGAGACGACGAUGACGACGACGACACCGAUGAAUACAUCGAAGAUGUGGAUCUUGGCGACUGGAGAUCGUUUCGAAAGACCCUUGUCGAUUCUGGUAUUUCAUACGAUACUACCAAGGAUGGAUAUCUGGACAAGGAUGCGGAGAAAAGCGAGACUUCCACAAUUAGCAACACGGGAUCGUCCAUCGAGAGACCGAAGUCUGUGUCGAAAGCGAACGAAGAAUUGCUAGAGAAGCAGAGUGAAAUACUUGCGAAAGAAUACAAAGAAGGAGUAUGGGCACACGAGGCUGCGUUUGCCGAAGUUGGUGGACUCGUUGUCCGCAUGCCAUUGGAAGCAGAAAUCUACAGGAACAAAGAUCAAUUGAUAAUAGGAAAGGAGCUAUCUGCUCGUCUCCCAACUGACGAACAAACAAGUAAGAAUGUUCUCGACGAAGAUAUUUCACCGAUCGCCGCGAAGACUCUAAAGUGGUACCGUGAAGCCCAGGCAUUAAUUCAGGAAGAGAUGGGAGUUAUUGCUGGCAGUGCGAAUGAAAAGGGAGAAGUUGAUCCGACGGGGCUGCCCGCCAAAACAGAGGAUUUACUCAAGUUGUACCUGAACAACCAAGAAAAUUGGCAGAGCGUAUGUCUAGUUGCGGAAAAGAACGAAAAUGAUGGCAGUGCUGUUACCUACACAUUGAAUCGACCCAUGGCUUUCAGUUUGUCAGAAAAUGUUGCGAAGAUGGUUCUAUUUGGCGCAAUGAGCAAUUUAAUUACGGACGGAAGAGUGCCGAUAUCAAAAACGAAUCUGUAUAGUAAAUUUCUCCGCUCUUUUGAAAAAGAAUGUGCGGUCUAUGUUGGAGGCCCCAAUAAGCAAGACAAACCAGCUGUUGUGAUUCAUGGAAUACAGGACCUUGAGGGAGCUACCGAAAUUGCAUCGGGUACGGGUGUGUACAUGGGUGGGUUAGAAGCAGCUAUUGACGGUGUGUUGGAUGGACGCUAUAAACCACUUGACUUUAGAUUCUUYAUUGGUUGCAAUAGUUAUCAGAAGGGUGGACUCGAUGCAGCGAUUGCAUCGAACAAAUAUCAACCUAUUGCUUGCACAAGAUCACUUGCUUUGAAGCAGUGCAUACAAUUGCCAAAACCUUUGUGGCAUGAAGUCAUGGAGAUGUGUGGUGGUGAACUGAUGGAAGUAUCUCGUUUAGAGCUUCAGAAGAGGAGUGACCUGAAUCCGGAAUAGAAUAAUCGAGAAGGCCAUACCAGAAUAAUGUAUUCGCUGGUACGAACAAAUUGGAGGAGUAAWAGCCGCACAGAUUCCUAAGUUAGACAUAUCUAGUUUUACUUGAACGUCCCAUUAUUUACUAAWCACUCGUCAAUAGUUUCAUUUAACCCUCCAUAAAAUAUGACUGCUUACAACACAUUGGCCUAAGUGUAGUUGUUCCUCACUUCCUGCACUUAGCCUGAGUUAUUGUAG